UCAGGUGAUCGCGUCGGCCGGGAGACGAGGGAACGGAAAACACCUGCCGAGCGGACCUCACACACGCCCCACUCGACAGCCGAAGGUUCCCAUACCCCAGAGAGAGUCCUCCUGGCACCGCUUCGAGGGUUCGGGAUCCUCCCCCCCUCCCCCUUGGCACUUCGAACAAGAGCCCCCUCUGUGCGACUCAGGAAAUCGUCCGGAGCAGCCGCCGGGAACCAUCCUGCAGGAGGGAGAAGGAGAAGGAGAAGGAGAAGGACAUCUCGGGGGAAUUGUUUUGAUUGGGCGGUCCUUGAGGUACACGUGUUCGCGCCUAUUGGGGACGAUGAGGAGUGACAAUGUGCGUUGGGCGCCGCAAUAACGCCAGUGACAGGACAAACAGCGAAAGAGUGGCCGUUCCAACACCAGGUCGAGCUGGGACGUCCGCGCGGGUUCCGAGACGUCCGGGCAAGGAGCUCUCGGCCGCGUCCUUCUGAGCGGGGACGCCUUCGGAUAAUCCCUUGGCUUCUCUCUCGCUUCCUUGGAUCCUCGGAGCUGUGGUGUGCGCGUGUUGGUGUUGACGUGUUGUGUAUUGUGAGGAAAAAAAUCGAUUCGCCGAAGAUAACCAAAAAGACGUGUGGAUCGUAUACACUCCAAUCCGAUUCAUUUUAUCUCCUCCUCUUCUCCUUCGAAGGGGAAAAAAAACGAUUUUUUUUUAGUCAAAGGGACAGGCUCUACAAGCAAGAUUUUUUUUUUUUCUUCUUUUUUUUCUUAACUUAUCAAGAAUGAGGUGCAUAACGGCGAGUUUUCUGAAGAAGAUGGGGGUCCCGUCAUGUCUCCUGGUGCUUAUGGUCGCGAGUCUGCCUUCCUGGGGUCUGCAUUUGGACCAUCCUGCCUCCGCACCGGACGAGCGCGCAAGAUCGGAGCGCGCGGCACAGAGUCCGCCCACUGUGACGUCACUCAGGCCUCCAGACAGGAGCGGGCACGGGCACGGCGUGGGCAUCUCUGUGAGGAGCGACAGCGGCAGCGACACCGGGCCGCCCGUGGUGGCCAGCCGCUCGCCCUACAGCACGUGGCAGGCCAAGGACACGUCGGGCCACGUCUCCCGGGUCGCACCGGCGCGGCCACGAGCCGCUGGCGCCCGUGGCCACCGCCACCUCGGGCUCAAGGGCGCCCGUGGCCGACGCGUCCAGCGCCACGGGGCGGCGCUCGCUGCCCGACCCCCAGCUCGUCGAGCCGGCGACCUUCGGCGACGCCGGCGCCCCGGGCUCGAGGGCGCCGUCGCCGUCGUCGCCGUGGAGUCGCUACGACGUGGGCCGCGACGAGGGCGGCUGGGCGAGGGGCGGCGGCCACCCCGCGAGGACCGUGGGCGGCGCGCGGGAGGCUGAGGCGGGCGCGUCCGAGGGCGCGUGGGACACCCAAGCCCGACGGCUGCCGAGCCCCUCCGAGGGCCGCCCCGACACCUUCGGCCACAGGAUCAGCGAGGACCUGUCGCACCUGGACACGGAGUACUCUCCGCGGAAGAGCAACAGGCGCUGGUCGAGUCAGGUUCCUUCCCUGCACUUCUCGUCGGCGUCGAGCGGCGGCGCGCACGGCAGCUUCCCCCAGCGGCCCUACGACGAGCAGAACAGCCGCUGGCACAACAGCCGCGCCGGCAGCGCCAGCGGCAACGAGAGGUCCUCCACCAGGUUCCGCAACUGGGACCGGGAGGAGCGGCCGAGCACCUCGCCGCGCCCGAGCUACGUCGACUACAACGCCCACGAAUACCCUCCGCGCGGGUCCUACAACUACCCGUCGAGAGCGCGCGACCCGGUGAGCCACGGCGACCCGUACAGCAACCCGGCUUCCAGGGGCGAGCCCGCUCUGCUCACCAUCCAGCAGAUUAAGCAGAUGAUAAACAUAUCAUCGCAUGACGAGUUCUUUGAGCUGCUGAAGAAGAGAGGGAUCGGCUUCAGCCAGCUCCUCGAAUACAUGAAUCGCGGCGCCAACGAGGAUGAGGUCCUGCAGCUCCUCGGAUACCAGAGGACCACAACGACGACAGAUCCUCCGGAGGCUCGUCCGCCACAGACGCGACUGGAGGACGAGCACGGAGGCGAUGCCUUCGACUCGCAGGCCGACUCGUCGUUGUACUUCGGCGAGGGUGCUCACAGGGCGUCCCAGGGAAGCCCCUUCAGGGGAGGCGCUCAUUUGGCCAGGGACGAAGUGAUAGACGGCGACGAGGUCAGCAGUGCCGAAGAGAGGAGGAGGAACAGGAAAGAGAGGAAGAGGAAGGGAAAGAAGAACAGGAGAAGAAAGGGAAAAGGAGGGCGUAGACAGCGGCUUCCGGACCUUGUGUACACGACAGACAUCUUGCCUGUGGACGGCGCCCAGGGCUCCACGACGGCAGCCGAGGCGGAAUUCAAGCCCCCGUCCUCAGGAACACCAAACGUCGGCUCAAACAUCGAUGUAUCCACGACGACACAGCAGCCGGAUGACGCCCGUCCUUCCACGCCAGCAGCCUCGGCGGUGUUGCCAGGCCCGAGCCCCAACCGGCCCCCCGUGCUGUCCAACUCGCCCCCGCAGCCGGGCUCCUCAACGCAGCCAACCUUCCCGGAAGAAGCCCCGGCGGCCACCUCCUUCCCUGACGUCCCUGAUGAAGCCAGCGCGACGCAGACCCACACCCUGCUGACGAUGACGGAAUUCUUCCCCGAGCCCUUCGGCGUCGUCGCAUCAGCCACCGCCCCGGACGUCGCCCUCCCGCUGCCUACCUCAGGGCAAGACGCGCCCACGACCACCGCCAAGCCUCCCCUCAAGAAAUCCGACCCCGCACUGACGCCGCGGUCCUCCUCCAGCACGCUUCCCUCUGCGCCCGGAGACCCCUACGCCGACGACGUGACCUUCCCGCCGGGCAUCAGGCCCUCCGAGGUCUCCAUCCACUCCAUCACGGUCAUGAAGGUUCCCGAAGGUGACGAGACCGUCCCCGAGGUGCUCGCGCCCGCCAGCAGGAGGCCGAACCACCGAAGGCCCAUCGUCAAGGCGCACUUCCCGCCCGAGCGCAACAUCUCCCGCUUCACCACCACCAACCUCGAGGAACCCGAGUUCGAGAUCGGAAGCCGGUCCAUUUUGGUGCAGAAUAUACCCAAGGAGGAGUACCAGUUUCCGAUCAAGGGCCUCCUGAUCAUCAGCGGCGUCCUGGGAGCCAUGGCCGUCUUCACCUUGGUCAUUCUGAUCUCGUACUGCAUCAUCAAGUGUUCGAAACCUCCAGCCAUUAACAACUACAGGGUCACAGAACAGAAGCCUGUGGCCCAGUGAGGAAUACGUCGCAAGAUAUCUCUUUUCCUUCUCUUUUCUUCCUCUCUUUUUUGAAGCCUAGAUUUUAGUGUCAUAAUUCCAUAUAUUAUAUUGUAUACAAAUGUAUGUUAAGUUAUAACUUAUUCUUAUAGUAAUAGUAAUUAAUCCUCAGCGAAAAAGUAACCCUGAACUGUAACAUAUGCAUCGUUGUCAGUGAGAAAUGUUGAAAAAGUGUUCUUAUUAAAAAUAAGGGUCGUACAAUUAAUUAUUGAUGAUGGUGAUUAGUUAUCAUUGUCAACCAGAUAAGAAUACUCUAUUCCUUUUGGGUAAUGACUGUUAUCUGUAAUAUCUAAUGUACAUAAAACAUACAUAAGAAUAAAAUCCCUUUUGUAAGAAAAA
This is a messenger RNA of Penaeus vannamei (Pacific white shrimp), 3648 nucleotides long. NCBI's taxonomy places the organism in Eukaryota, Metazoa, Arthropoda, Malacostraca, Decapoda, Penaeidae. The record is from RefSeq and is a predicted model, not a curated record.